CGUAACGCCUCUGUUCAUGCAAUCCCAAGUUCCCAACCCACCCAUUGCGCAUUUAAAUGACACCCUCAUCGACCAAAUCUGCAUUAUCACCCAAUCUCCCCCUCUUUUCUCUCUCCAUCUCUCUCUCUCUACGACCAGCUCUUCUUUGCAAAUCUCCCCUGUUUCCUCUGCAACAGAAGGAAGCCAUGGUGCUCUUGUCUAAACCAUCAUUCGACCAGUUUCCUCUGAUCAAAACCUGCAAAUCAACUUUCUUCUUCCCUGGGAUUCCUGUAAUAGACCUCUCGAAGCCAGACGCAAAGACCCUCCUGGUGAAGGCCUGUGAAGAGUUUGGGUUCUUCAAGGUUAUCAACCAUGGUGUUCCAAUGGACUUUGUUUCCAGAUUGGAAUCGGAAGCCGUCAAAUUCUUCUCUUUACCCCAAUCUGAGAAAGAAAGAAGAGGACCUCCUGAUCCAUUUGGGUAUGGAAACAGGAGAAUUGGAUCCAACGGUGAUGUGGGUUGGAUUGAAUAUCUCCUCUUCAACAUCAAUCCCGAAACCAUUUAUCAGAGCUCUCUUUCCAUUUUCAGAGAAAACCCAGAAAUGUUCUGCUCUGCUGUCAAUGAUUAUAUUUCAGCAGUGAGGAAGAUGGCUUUCCAAGUUCUUGAAUUACUGGCGGAAGGGCUGAUGAUUCAACCGAGGAAUGUGUUCAGUAGGCUUUUGAUGGAUGAUAAAAGUGACUCCUUUUUCAGAUUAAACCACUACCCUCCAUGUCCAGAGCUUCAAGCACUGAGUGGUCAGAACUUGAUUGGAUUUGGGGAGCAUACAGACCCACAUAUAAUUUCGAUUCUACGCUCCAACAACGCGUCGGGCCUGCAAAUCUCUCUAAAAGAUGGGAGCUGGGUCUCAGUCCCGCCUGAUCAGACUUCCUUCUUCAUCAACGUUGGUGAUUCCCUCCAGGUUAUGACCAAUGGAAGGUUUAAAAGUGUGAGACAUAGAGUACUGGCCAACAGCUUCAAAUCUAGGGUUUCCAUGAUUUAUUUUGGAGGGCCACCUCUGAGUGAGAGAAUAGUCCCCUUGGCAGCACUCAUGGAAGAAGGAGAGGAGAGCUUGUACAAAGAGUUCACAUGGUGUGAAUAUAAAAAGACAGCUUAUAAAUCAAGGUUGGCUGAAAAUAGACUUGGGCACUUCUUAAGAAAAAUGAGGUCAGAUGAUGUACUCAAGUCUCCAUUUUAGGAAAACUUCUCUUGGUCAAAACAGGUUGGACAGGUGGAACAAAGUACCCAAAGAUGGAAACAAAAAUAGGUUUUUUUUUUC
Molecule: messenger RNA, 1292 nt
Organism: Nelumbo nucifera (sacred lotus)
Lineage: Eukaryota; Viridiplantae; Streptophyta; Magnoliopsida; Proteales; Nelumbonaceae
Product: gibberellin 2-beta-dioxygenase-like
Source: RefSeq, a predicted model, not a curated record